AUGAGAACUAUUAUCCCUGCACAAGCUGACCUCAGUCAAAUCCAGGACAAAAUAGAUGGCCUGGCAGACACCCACAAAGAUGAUUUAUGGCGUGUGAAUAAACAGAUUCACGGGAACCCCGAGCCACAUUACAAAGAGGUGCAAGCCCACGACAACAUCUGCGGAUUACUGGAAAGCCUUGGAUAUGCUGUCACGCCACACGCAUACGGAGUCCCGACAGCUUUUCAAGUCGAGUUCGGCACCGGAGGAGGACUCGUAAGUUACAACGCCGAAUACGAUGCCCUCCCCUGUGAAAGUGACGGAUACCAUCAUGCAUGCGGACACAAUCUCAUUGCCACCUCCUCAAUCGCCGCCUUCCUAUUUACCGCAGGCGUGAUCAAAGACACGGGGAUGCAAGGCCGGGUCCGACUGCUGGGUACCCCAGCUGAAGAGUCAGGUGGUGGCAAAAUCGACUUGAUCGAUGCUGGUGCCUAUCGCGGUGUGGAUGCUAGUCUUAUGGCCCAUCCAUCCAACGAUAUUGAAUCUUUCGAUGGUAUCAGCUGUCCAAAGACUCUGGCCAUCAACUCGGUCAAGAUCAAGUUUCAUGGGAAGGAGGCCCAUGCAGCAGCCUCUCCGUGGGCUGGAAUCAAUGCACUUGACGCUGUUGUUGCAACAUACAAUAACAUUGCGAUGCUCCGACAGCAACUUCCCUUGACGGAACGUGUUCACAGCAUAAUCAGCAAUGGUGGCGAAAGACCAAACAUCAUUCCGGGACUUGCGGAGAUGGAACUCUAUGCGCGGGCUGCAACCGAUGCGGAACUGGAAACGCUUUGCAAACGACUUGAAGGUUGCAUUCACGGCGGCGCGCAGGCAGCCGGAUGCAAAGUUGAAUUGACAUGGGAUCGAGCAUACAAAAACCUACGAAACAAUGAGACGAUUGCAAGGGUCUUCAGUGACUCCAUGCGAGUCAUGGGGAAAACAUUUCAACACAAAUUGGAAGAUAGUAUUGGAGGCUCAACUGAUCAAGGAAACGUGACCCACGAGAUCCCCGGUAUUCACCCGAUGUUUGUUAUCCCUACCCCAGGGGGUGUUACCGGACCGCAUACAUCUGGAUUUGCAGAGGCAGCAGGCACAUACGACUCGUUUCUGCGCGCAUUAGACGUUGGAAAGGGUCUUGCAAGUGCCGGUUAUCAGAUUCUGGCAGAUCCCGAACUGAGACAGCAGGCUUGGGACGAACAUGCAAACAAAUGA
Penicillium pulvis is the source of this 1230-nucleotide messenger RNA. RefSeq names its product M20 family metallopeptidase. The record is from RefSeq and is a predicted model, not a curated record. Bases 1 to 1230 code for a protein of 409 amino acids. The transcript has 4 exons. Gene Ontology annotation, molecular function: dipeptidase activity. Lineage: Eukaryota; Fungi; Ascomycota; Eurotiomycetes; Eurotiales; Aspergillaceae.